UGUCGUUUCGUCCUUUCAUAUACCUGCCUCCCCCCCGUGCUGGGUGAGCCAAGACCAAGGCCCCACAAACACCCAUCGUGCUUGGCGCUAGAUCUCUGCUAUCCUGUCUACUGUCUGAGCUUGGCUUGGCGAAGACAUUCAUAAUGUCAGGUGUUGCAGCCGGCGCUCUCUCCGACCACUAUCAACCAAGCUCUCGUCGUCGCCGUCGUCGUGCCCGGCGUUCUCGACGUCCCUGCCAUCAGAUCCCUGCCCCAUCCUCCUCUCUUCUAUCCCUCCUGGCCACCGUUGUCGCCUCACUCCCGGCCGUCGACGCCAGUCCCAUUCCUCUCUCUUUUCUCUGCCCAAGAUACCGCCAAGAUUUCGCGGCAGUCGAAGAAACGUGUCGUCGCGACAUUUCCGACUCAUCUGCCGUCCUAUCAGUCCCCGUUCGCAAGCGGCUUGGCAGCCGAACGAUUCCCUUAAAGUAUGAGCAGGGCUCAGACGGCCAGUGGAGACGGGUGGAUACAUAUACACUAUAUGGUUCAACGAUGUGUCCAUCGUGUUCCGCUUCCAGUUACCAAGCUUCGUCGGGCACUUCCCAAGACACUACUACCACAUCAGCUUCAGCUUCCCCAUCUGAAGGUGACAUUCUCGACACCCUUCCCAAUGGCUGGAGGCCGCAGAAUCACGAGCCACGUACUACACUCAUAGUCACCCUUUCCCUUGUGCUUGCUUUCGUAAUAUGCUUGCUCAUUAUCGGCUGCCUUUACUGGCGCAACAGGCGGCGGCGGAAACCCAGGGAAGAUAUAGAGAUGCAUACUCUCAAAAGGCGGAAACAGCCCGUUGUUGACGAGGAAGAGGCGCUUUCUCAGGGUGGUAUCAAGAAGAAGAAGAAGAUAUGGGCUAGAGCUACUGCUAGGUGGAAGGCUAACGCCCGUCAUUCUGCUAGGCAGCGUCGGGGGAAAAGAACUUUGAGUAUCAAUCAAUCAUCCUUACGGCCUGAAGCAGCCCCUCCAGAAAAUAUACCCGACGCAGAUGUCCUCUCUUCUGGAACUGUAUCUCCUUCAUGGUCCAGACAUUCAUCGCGUCGUUCAUCAGUCUCCUCGGCGGAGGGCACACAGCCAGUCACACUAGCCCCUCCGACCGAAUUUGCCGACGUUUCUCGUACAUUUCCUCCAGAUCCAACGCCUGUCUCAGCUACACCGCCAACGUCUCCUCCUGCCUAUCAUCAUCCCUCUCCUUUAUCUGUACCUCGGAUCUAUAUUCGCACCUCAGGUCUCGCACCGCCUUCGGACGGUCUUGCAUCCUCCAUUGCUUCCCCUCUAACUCCAUACCAUUCUAGACAACCAUCUCAAUCCUCGGGUGGUCAUCUGUCUUCUAAUGAGGACUCAGAAGAGCUAGGCUACUCGCCAUCUGCCCAUGCGGCGCAUGUGGCCACUGAUGACAAGGCUCUUCUUCAAAGGCUGACUCAAUUUGCGAGUUCACCUCCCCAAGAUGGCAACAUCCCGGGCCAACACCAGGAGUCUUCAGCACCUGUUUGGCAAGACGAGCCAUUGGACACCUUUGCGGACGUGCAUAGUUCUCCCCGUUUCACUGGUGGUGGUCCCUCUACGCCGAGCAGUUCACUCUUCCCUGCUCCACCGGUGCCUUUGUCAUCCAAAGGAAAAGCGGCUUCGGAGUAUUACGAGUACGACUACACGUAUUCGACCUUCGAUGAAGAUAUCCAGUCUCUCGAACCGGAGCUCGGACCCUCUGCACCUCCCUUCGAAGCGGUAACUAGUGGUCCUGUGCUGGAGUUGCACGAGCUCGUACCCUCUGCCCCACCCCCGGAGAUUGGUGUGGAUGUCGUUGAGAACACGACUGCGGAACUACACGAAGAUGAAGCGUCUUCGUACGAACAUCAGAGUGUAGUCGGGGAGACUCAGCUGCCGCUGCAAAAUGUUGAUGAUGGUCCCUCCCUACUUCCUCCGCAUUAUCACUCUUGAUUUCUUUAUUUCAUCCGGGUUUGGGUGCAAGCUACUUUGUUACUUACCAUCGAUUGUAUCAGCUCAUUAUCUGUGGAUGUGUUUCGGGGCAAUUUAUAUUGGCAUAGUAUCUUUAGUGACAUAUGUAGUUGUAGUUUUAGCAUGCAAUACAGUACUUAGGAAAUAAGCAAUAAUUCAAAAGAAAUCAGAAACUGGAGCCAAUUUGCGCACGUACAACCUGAGAUACUUACGUGUGCGCCUAGACUUGUAUU
This is a messenger RNA of Desarmillaria tabescens, 2215 nucleotides long. RefSeq lists its product as uncharacterized. The record is from RefSeq and is a predicted model, not a curated record. Bases 144 to 1964 code for a protein of 606 amino acids. The transcript is spliced from 2 exons. Lineage: Eukaryota; Fungi; Basidiomycota; Agaricomycetes; Agaricales; Physalacriaceae.